This is a messenger RNA of Exophiala viscosa, 2367 nucleotides long. RefSeq names its product alpha/beta hydrolase. The record is from RefSeq and is a predicted model, not a curated record. The transcript has a single exon. Bases 301 to 2004 code for a protein of 567 amino acids. Lineage: Eukaryota; Fungi; Ascomycota; Eurotiomycetes; Chaetothyriales; Herpotrichiellaceae.
CGCCUAUUGAGGCGCCUCCCAUUGAUGCCGAGGAAUCCCGACAACAACAGCUGUUCAGCGACUAGUCUUGGUAUCAAAGGUUUCCCAGCUUCGUAGGUCGAGGCAAUCCACAUGUUCAAAGUGCCUUAAGUUGCCUUAUCGUCAGCUGGAUAGAGACUAUCGAGGGGUUGUACUUCCUUGAAGCCCAGCGCAGAGGCAGCGCUCGACGCAUGAAAUUCAUCAGAUAAUACACUGCACCAUUGGGAACGACGCAUUGCUCAAGGUUGUGGUGAGGCCAAAAAUUGCAUCCGUUCCGCCAUCAUGGCGUCCUCAACGCCCACUCGUGGGCUGCUCUUUGUGACCAUGCAGCCCAAAGAGACAUUAUCUGACGUACGUUUCCACGACUGGUACAACAACGAACACGGACCAAAUCGAACACGACUCCCGUUUAUACCGAAUGGCUUCCGUUACCGAGCGACGGACCUUGAAGGCACCAAGAACGGAACGCAAGACAAGCCAGAGUAUCUGGCCAUCUACGAUAUCACCGAUAUGCAACAACUAAUGGAGGAACCCUAUCAGUACCUGCGAGCACCGCCAGGUAAGACCCAGCGUGAAAUCGACGUUAUGGCACAGAUCUGGGUCGAUAGGAUGCUUUUCGACUUCAUGGGCGAGAAGGCCAACGAUAAGACUUUUGUCAAGCUCGAGUCGCCUGAGCACUUCGAGGAGAACCUCGGUGGGAAUGGUCUGACGACGUGCAGAUUCCAGCUUGAGGCAGGCCAAGUUGCUCAAGCCGAAAAUUGGAUCAAGCAAUCGGUCAUCCCGGUGGUUGAAACGGUUCCUGGAUGGCGAAGAGUCUCGUGGUUCAAGAACUCGUACCUGGAACCCCGCAAGGACGGAAAGGUCGAGAUAGUUGUGAUCUUCGAGUUUACACCAACCGCCGAACCCAAAAUCACUGGGAUCUACAACAACCCACCUGUCGAGCUCUCAAACAGCAAAACCAGAAAAUAUGACCUCUUCUAUACCUUCGGUGGAGCUGCUCGGCAUCUUGCGAUCGUGGCUCCCUGGACUCACCCGGACGGGGUCACCAAGACGAUUCCUCACGUCUCCCCAGCCGGCUCAGCAAUAGAGUCUACCGUGACGACACAAGACGGCGCGGUUCUCCCCUUCCGCCUGGAAGGCAACUCCGCUGAUGAUUCCCCUGUGCUUGUUCUUGUGAACUCCGUCCUUGUCACCUGGAAUAUCUGGGAUCGGUUCAUCAAGCACUUCUUCUCCACCCCGGAAAACCACAAAUACCGCAUCCUUCGCUUUCUGUCUCGUGGGCGCACAUUUCAAAGUGGUACCACGUCGCCGGUGACUGUUGACCUGCUUGCUUCAGACAUCAUUCAACUCCUCGACAGCUUGCGAAUCCCGCAAGCUGCAGCUUUGGUCGGCGUCUCACUGGGCGGAGCAACCACGUUGGCUACCGCCUUGAAAUAUCCCGCACGAAUAAAGUCUUUCGUCUCCUGCGACACAUCAGCAAAGUCGCCUGCAGGAAACAAGGACGCUUGGGGUCAGCGCAUUGCCGUGGCAGAAGAGGAAGGCAAGACUCUUCGUCUCGCAUCAGCAUCUGGUGACGAGUCCUCGAGUGCUAGCCCGCAGCCCGUGGUUGGGGAAGAGCUUGCCGAGUUGACAGUCCGGCGCUGGUUCGUGCCCGAGUCAUAUGACGACCCAAGCAUAGUCCCUGAGAUUGAAAAGGUCAAGCACAUGGUUUUCACCAACUCGUUGGCCGAGUUCAGCCGCGGCGUGGAGGCACUGUUCGAUUAUGAUUACACGAGCUUGCUGCCGACUUACAAAGGCAAGGGUGCCUUUCUUGUUGGCGCCGGGGAUGGUAUGUUGCCCAAGGGCAUGGAAAAGCUGUCCAAGGAAUUGGGCUCGGCUGAGGGACGGUCUGCAGAGUUCAAGGUUGUGGAGGCUGCGGGACAUCUGCCCAUGGUGGAAAAGCCUACCGAUGUGGCAGUAUUUGUGAGUGACUUUUUGGCCAAGUAAAUGAAGACCGAUUCCCACCCUGUAUACGAUCUAUAUGCUACCUCAAACGAGAAAGCACAUGAAAAGGAGCCUGGUAAUGAGUGCGAGCAAAGUCAACCUUUCCACGAGUACGAAUAGAUCUGGGAUGAAAGGGCAGUAGACGGUCUUGUCGUUUAGCAUACCGUGAGCCAAUCAGCAACGACCUUGGCAUUAAAGUCCCGGAAGCCUCGCUAACGUUUCUCGCUGCGUCACAUUUGAUUCUUUCUUUCCCAAUUACUUCGCUACCAGCUGCCUAGAUCAGACGCUCAACAUACACUCCAUCGCGAGACCUAGAGAGUCCUGGUUUCAAUCCGAUGCCGAGUUGAGAAGGAUAACAGGAGGGAA